AUGACACACACCUUGUCUGUUAGCUCGCAACUAAAUCAGGUGCGGCACUCCCACUACCUCAGCCUUCCUCAGGGAGGUCUCUGUCAGGUUACCUAUGUUUGGAUUGAUGAAUCUGGGGAGAACCUUCGGUGCAAAACGCGAACCUUGGAGUCUGAACCCAGCAGCAUUGAGGAUAUUCCAGAGUGGAACUGUGUGUUCGUUAGCCACCCUGCGACUCUCAACACCAUGAUCCUGGUUCCUGUAUGUAUAUUCAGAGACCCUUUUAUGCUGGACCCCAACAAACUGGUGCUAUGUGAAGUGCUCAAGAUCAACCGCAAACCUGCAGACACUAACCAUCGGCAUGCCUGCAAGAAAAUCAUGGAGAAAGUGAAGGAAUCCAUACUGUGGUUUGGGAUGGAGCAGGAGUAUACUCUGCUGGGGAUAGAUGGGCAUCCAUACUCCUGGCCAUCAAACAGUUACCCCAAACCACAGGGUAGGAAAUUCAGUCUUUUUUUCAGAGUACACGGAAUGGAUUAG
Molecule: messenger RNA, 516 nt
Organism: Tachysurus vachellii
Lineage: Eukaryota; Metazoa; Chordata; Actinopteri; Siluriformes; Bagridae
Product: glutamine synthetase
Exons: 3
Coding region: 1-516 (171 amino acids)
Cellular component (GO): cytoplasm
Molecular function (GO): glutamine synthetase activity
Source: RefSeq, a predicted model, not a curated record